AUGAAUAAAUACGAGGUAUUGGGAGUUGUUGGAGAAGGUGCUUAUGGAGUGGUUCUCAAAUGCAAAAAUAAGGAGACCAAUGAGAUAGGUUAGAUUUGACAUUUAGUUGUGUAGUGGCGAUCAAAAAGUUCAAAGAAACUGAAGAGAACGAGAUUGUGAAAAAGAGUAUUCAAAGAGAAGUGAAAGUGCUUAGAUUGCUAAGGCAUGCAAACAUAGUGGAAUUGAAGGAAGCAUUCAAAAGGUAGUAUGAUGUAGAAAGUUAAUUAGAAAAGGGAGAAUCUAUUUAGUGUUUGAGUAUGUGGAGCGCAAUUUACUUGAAGUUCUGGAGGCAUCCCCUUCAGGAUUGGAAGUAUUUCGUAUAAUUAUCAUAAUAGCCAUUGUAUAUAAAGAGGAUAAUUUUUCAGUUGCUUAAGGCAAUAUAUUGUUGUCAUCAGAAUGAUAUUGUUCAUAGAGAUAUAAAACCAGAAAAUCUGUUGAUAAGCAACACUCAUCAGUUGAAGUUAUGCGAUUUCGGUUUUGCAAGAGUAUGAAGUUUAUUCUCAUUUAAUUUAGUCUUUAACUGCAUCAACAUAAGAUCUCACUGACUAUGUGGCAACUAGAUGGUAUAGAGCUCCAGAACUUUUACUUUCCUACUCAAAUUAUGAUAAAGGAGUUGAUAUGUGGUACAUUGUAUAAAUUAAAAUUAGGGCGAUAGGAUGUUUGUUAUGUGAAUUGACAGAUGGUAAUCCUUUGUUUCCAGGGGAGAAUGAAAUGGAUUAAUUAUAUCUCAUCCAGAAGAUGCUAGGACCAUUGACAUAAAGUUAAUAAGAAACAUUCUCAAAGAAUCCUCGUUUUUUGGGAAUGAAAUUUCCAGAAAUAUCUAAACCAGAAACACUGGAAUAAAGGUAAUUUAAUAAUUUAUUUUAGAUAUCUUUGUAAAUUACCUAAAAAAGCAAUCAAUUUUGUUAAAGGAUUAUUAAAGAUGGAACCAGGUGAACGAUUGACUUGUAAAUAAGCACUUAGACAUUAAUAUUUCGAAGAUUUGCCAGAAGCAGUUGAAUUCAUGAGAGAAUUGGAAUUGCAAAAUGAUUAAGAAAAGCGACAAGUAAGUGCAGGUGUUNAUAAGAUUUCUCUUCUUAAGUCUUAGCUAUUUAUUAUUUUGAUGAUUCAGUCCUACAGAGAUUUAAUAACUUCAUUUAUCUUGUUUGAUUUUCAAUGUUUUGAUUGUUUUAAGUUGAAAAGUAAGUUGGUAAUAUAAAGGUAGUUCUAAUAUGAUUAUCUAUUGAUGAAAGCAGAUGCUGAUCAUAACAAAAUUACAUAAUAUAAGAUCAGGAUUUGCAAAUUCAGAAUGGUAAUUUUUGAUUUCAUGUUUACACUUUGA
This is a messenger RNA of Paramecium octaurelia, 1360 nucleotides long. NCBI's taxonomy places the organism in Eukaryota, Ciliophora, Oligohymenophorea, Peniculida, Parameciidae. The record is from the annotation of a GenBank genome assembly.